Scleropages formosus (Asian bonytongue) is the source of this 2914-nucleotide messenger RNA. Its product is annotated as CTP synthase 1. Gene Ontology annotation, molecular function: identical protein binding; CTP synthase activity. Gene Ontology annotation, cellular component: cytoplasm; cytoophidium. The record is from RefSeq and is a predicted model, not a curated record. The transcript has 18 exons. Lineage: Eukaryota; Metazoa; Chordata; Actinopteri; Osteoglossiformes; Osteoglossidae. Bases 685 to 2460 code for a protein of 591 amino acids. Gene Ontology annotation, biological process: pyrimidine nucleobase biosynthetic process; CTP biosynthetic process.
UUUUUCAUAUCUGUGAACUUUAUGAAAUAAAUAUUAGCUCAUGUUGGUCGCUUGACUUAGUUUACCGGAAACUAACGUUUAUGCGGUUUCUGUGUCACUUUCCCGCGUGAAAAUUAAAUGUCAUUUGAAAUUUAAGCGGUUUCUGGUUGGUUCUCGCGUUAUGUUUCUGACUUAGUAAUUUAGUCAAAGUACGACUAUUCUGAUAUUUCACAUAAGAAAGAAUUAAUUUACGAGCUACACACAAUUCUUAGGGUGCAUUCUAACUUGAAAUUUAAAGAAAAUAGCUAGCCUAACUACGUAUUAUGACCUGCAGUAUUACGAUUCGUAAAAUCCUUUAGGCCUUUUUAACUUCAAGUUACUUCAGUUCCUUACAUUUGGUAUCCUUACUUACAUAUAUUAAUGACGUGGAAUUAAUAAAACACUUUAUAACAGACGUGCCGAAUCGCGAUGCUGUGUUGAGAAAUGUUCUCAUUGGCUGAAUGGUGAUGAAAAUCCAGCCUCUUUUCCUUGUUUUGCCCAAUGAGACGUAUUUUCUGUUUGGCAAAAUGUCCUGGCACAUGUUUGUUGCUUAAGUCGCCAUUUUUACUGCAUCAUCAUAUACACCACUGUUUGACUACUGAAGCACAGCUCUACUAAGGAUCAGCUUUUGCAUGAUAAGAUUCAUACAAUCAUCAGCAGAGCACAAUGAAGUACAUCCUGGUAACCGGUGGUGUCAUCUCAGGCAUUGGCAAGGGCAUUAUUGCCAGCAGUGUGGGCACCAUACUGAAAUCUUGUGGUCUGCACGUCACAGCCAUCAAAAUCGACCCCUAUAUCAACAUUGAUGCUGGCACUUUUUCACCCUAUGAACAUGGAGAAGUGUUCGUCCUAGAUGAUGGUGGGGAGGUAGACCUCGAUCUAGGAAACUAUGAGCGCUUCCUGGAUAUCAGGCUCACCAAGGACAACAAUCUGACGACAGGCAAGAUCUAUCAGUCAGUCAUCAACAAGGAGCGUCGUGGCGACUACCUUGGGAAAACAGUGCAGGUGGUGCCACACAUCACUGAUGCCAUCCAGGAGUGGGUGAUGCGGCAGGCCAAGAUCCCAGUGGACGAUGAUGGUCUGGGGCCCCAAGUCUGUGUCAUUGAGCUGGGGGGCACGGUGGGAGACAUCGAGAGCAUGCCCUUCAUUGAGGCUUUCCGCCAGUUCCAGUUUAAGGUCAAGAGGGAGAACUUCUGUAACAUCCACGUCAGCCUAGUCCCACAGCCCAGUGCCACAGGAGAACAGAAGACAAAACCAACACAAAACAGCGUCCGAGAGCUUAGGGGACUCGGGCUGUCCCCAGAUCUUGUUGUUUGCCGCUGCUCCACCCCUCUGGACAACGCGGUCAAAGAGAAGAUCUCUAUGUUUUGUCAUGUAGAGCCUGAACAGGUGAUUUGUGUCCACGAUGUCUCUUCCAUAUACCGUGUACCAUUACUGCUGGAGGAUCAGGGUGUGGUGGACUACUUCUGCCAUCGGCUUCAUCUGCCCAUUGAAAUGAGACCCCGCAAAAUGCUCACAAAGUGGAAAGAGAUUUCUGAUCGGUCUGACCGCCUCCUGGAGCACUGUUCCAUUGCCCUGGUGGGGAAGUACACAAAGUUCUCUGACUCCUAUGCCUCUGUCAUCAAGGCCCUGGAACAUUCUGCUCUGGCCAUCAACCACAAGCUGGCAGUCAAGUACAUUGACUCUGCUGACCUGGAAGCAGCCACACUGCACCAGGAGCCUGUCAAGUACCAUGAGGCCUGGCAGAAGCUAUGCAGCGCAGACGGUGUCUUGGUGCCUGGAGGUUUUGGGGUACGGGGCACUGAGGGGAAGAUUCAGGCAAUUAGCUGGGCACGGAAACAGAAAAAGCCCUUUUUAGGGGUGUGUCUGGGUAUGCAGUUGGCUGUGUGUGAGUUUGCCCGCAAUGUUCUGGACUGGCAAGAUGCCAACUCAACUGAAUUUGACCCAGAGUGCAAAUACCCUGUAGUGAUUGACAUGCCGGAGCACAACCCUGGGCAGAUGGGAGGCACAAUGAGGCUGGGGAAGAGACGCACAAUUUUUAAAACGACAAACUCCAUACUGCGGAAGCUUUAUGGUGAUGCUGAAUACGUUGACGAAAGGCACAGGCAUCGCUUUGAGGUGAACCCAGAGCUGAAGCAGCACUUUGAAGAAAAAGGCUUCCGCUUUGUGGGUCAGGACAUGGAGGGAGAAAGAAUGGAGGUCAUUGAGCUGGAUGACCACUUGUACUUUGUGGGGGUGCAGUACCACCCAGAAUUCACCUCCCGCCCCAUAAAGCCCUCCCCACCAUACUUUGGCCUACUGCUAGCAGCAGCUGGGAAGCUGCAGAGCUACCUGCAGAAAGGCUGCCAUCUCUCACCAAGGGAUACGUACAGUGAUCGCAGUGGCAGCAGCUCCCCAGAUUUGGAGAUUGCCGAGCUGAAGUUCCCCUCACACUUGCAGGACUGACACUCUUUACUGUCAAGGCACAAAGCUACACUCCCAGCAUGUCACCUGGUUCUUAAUGUACAGGUAUUGAGUGCCACUGCCCUUUUCCUCUCUACCAGGCAGAUGCUUAUGUUGGGGGGUUAACUGUUGGUGGAUGAAUGACCAUUGUAGGCUAUGUAGAAUUUCUCCUCUCAGCCCUCUGUGGAAGAUGUUUAUAUUGUACUCAUGAAAACAGAACACCAAUCAAUGGACUUGCUCAUAGGUUUAAUUUAAUGGACAAAUGGUUGGGAGGGUGGGCAGAAUAGCCUUGUGCCAGGGGGAGUGCAGUGAGGUAAAUGAUCUUUAGAAAGAAGGGCUGAUUUCAUCUUGUGUAUUUGAACUUUCAGCUACUGCCAUCAUGGUACAAAUCCCAGCUUUGAAGCUGUACCCAGGCCUUGUUUUAAGUAUUGUUUUCCUUAAAGGUUCUAUGAAAUUC